Molecule: messenger RNA, 1569 nt
Organism: Centropristis striata (black sea bass)
Lineage: Eukaryota; Metazoa; Chordata; Actinopteri; Perciformes; Serranidae
Product: protein ILRUN-like
Exons: 5
Coding region: 74-946 (290 amino acids)
Biological process (GO): macroautophagy
Cellular component (GO): phagophore assembly site
Molecular function (GO): ubiquitin binding
Source: RefSeq, a predicted model, not a curated record
GUUUGUUAUGACAAGUCGAGGCCUCGGACUAAAUUAGGAGCGAAGCCCCUGUCUCUGCCCGGGCGAAUCCGCGAUGGAGGGCAUGGACCUGGACCUGGACCAGGAGCUCAUGCAGAAAUUCAGCUGCAUGGGUACAACUGACAAAGAUAUCCUAAUAUCGGAAUUUCAGAGGCUGCUCGGGUUCCAGCUAAACCCCGCCGGAUGCGCCUUCUUUCUGGACAUGACCAACUGGAAUUUACAAGCAGCCAUCGGAGCCUACUAUGACUUUGAGAGUCCCAACAUAAGUGCACCAUGCAUGUCCUUUGUAAGGGAUGUGACUAUUGGCGAGGGCGAGUCGGUUCCACCAGACACACCUUUCACAAAGACCUGGAGAGUACAGAACACAGGUGCAGAGUCAUGGCCUCCUGGGGUUUGUCUCAAGUAUGUUGGAGGAGAUCAGUUUGGUCAUGUAAACAUGGUGAUGGCACGCUCUCUAGAUCCUCAGGAAAUGGCUGAUGUUAGUGUGCAGAUGCAGAGCCCUGCGUCUCCUGGCAUGUACCAGGGCCAGUGGAGAAUGUGCACAGCCACCGGACUUUACUUCGGAGAUGUCAUUUGGGUGAUCCUGAGUGUGGAGGUUGGAGGCCUCCUUGGUGUCACACAGCAGCUUUCUUCUUUCCAAGCAGAGUUCAACACCCAGCCUCACCGCACCCUGGAAGGAGACUACAACCCCUUUGCCUCGCCAGAGAAGAGCAAGUGCCCCAACAGCAACAACAACAGCCUCCAUGAUGCCAGCGGCCAUAUGGUCACAGAGGAACAUUGGCAGGGAAACCCCAACCAGCUGCAGCAAGAUCAGAAUGGACUUUCACACAACUCUGUGGAUAGAGUAGCAAACAGUCUACAAAGCAAUCUAUCAAUAGUAUCUUAUAACCAGGGUAUACAGGAGCCCUAUCCUUUUGGGCACUCUUAAAUCAUGGGACUUGUCACAGUGAAGCAGCACUAAACCUCUGGAAUCUGUCACACCAAUAAGAGAAAGAAGAGGCUUUAUCAGUAGCUGGUCGAGAGUGUGGAGAUUUAAAAACACUUUAUGCAAAGUCCAGCUACACUUUGAGAAACCAGAGGCCAACAAUCCCAACGUGCAGCUCAACCAACCUCCCACGACCCACUGUAUGCACGUGUGAAUGCUAAGUUAAAACUGAGUGCUAUGAGUCUUUUGAGUGAUACAUUUUUUUUCCAGAUUUUUUUUAGUUGUCAGAGUGCAAAUGAAACAAUGAUGACAGGAGUGUGUAUUUGUGAAAUUGUGUGUAUAUGUGUGUGCAUUGUGCAAACUGAAAGAGAGACUUUGGAGGAAAAGCCAUUUAUUUUUGCCAACUGAUUCUCCAGUUUCUGCUCUGACUCUUGGUAGAUUAAUUAGGUUUCUGGACCUGUUCCCUGUAACUAAAUCUAAUUAUAUAGGUAUCUCUGAAACAGACAGUUAGAUAUCAUUAUUUGCUUUUUAUCUUAAUUUUAAUGUACACUUUUUAAGGGAAAGGGAACAGCCACAUUCUUCUAAAAAUAUAUCUGAAGCUAAUUUAGCUGGCUUGUGCAUUUUGG